Seminavis robusta is the source of this 1530-nucleotide messenger RNA. The record is from the annotation of a GenBank genome assembly. Lineage: Eukaryota; Bacillariophyta; Bacillariophyceae; Naviculales; Naviculaceae.
AUGACACGAGCGUUUGCCGUUGUUUUCCUGCCUCCGGCUUUUCUCUGGAGUCUGACCCACGGAUUUGCCAGCCAAUUCGUUGGUUUGCUGCCAGCGGGAACGAGAUCAUGUUCCAGAGAUUUGACCGAGCAUUAUUUUGAUCCUACCGGCAAUAAAGAUUCCGUGCUCUAUUCUUCAGCUGCAGAUGACGACACAAUAGGAGCCGAUGAGCUACCUCCUCCAAACGCUGACACAUCUAUUCUAGACGAUGUCGAUGUUGCCAUUAUUGGCGCUGGACUUGGUGGUCUCUGUGCUGGAGCCAUUCUAAAUACACUCUACGGCAAAAAGGUGGGUAUUUACGAGAGCCACUAUUUGGCAGGUGGAUGUGCCCAUGCGUUUGACCGCAAAUCACAAAAAUGUGGAGAAACUUUCACCUUUGAUUCGGGACCGACCAUUCUCUUGGGGUGCAGCAGCCCACCCUUCAAUCCACUGGCGCAAGUGCUACAAGCCGUGGAUCAACCAAUUGCUUGGAUAUCAUAUGAUGCCUGGGGGAUGAUUGAAAAUCCAGGACGAGAGGAACUACUGAAAUGGAGACUGCAAUUGGGCCCUUACCUGCUCAACAUAGCAAGAUUGGGCCCCGAUAUCUUUGAGCAGGGACCCCUGCAAGAGUUUGGUGGCCCCACGGCGCUCGAGGAAUUCCAAGCGCUACGGGAAGCUACCAAAGGAUUGCUGGCAGGUGUGGCGAUUCCUGCCAUGGCAAUGAGAGCGGGGAGCACGGCAUUGAUUCCCCUGUUGAGUCAAAGCAAAAGUGGUGUCAUCUGCAAUGUGCCUGCUCUGGAGUCUCAGUGUCUUAUCAAAAACACAAAAUCCUUCUCCAAACUCACAACAUGCUACCCAGAUUUGGCCCCGCAGAAACCUCGUCAGACCUGGGACUUGACAAGUGGAAAGCCCGUCGUAAAAUCGGUUCGCCCCUCGGUAGAUCCUCAGUCCCAAGAAAGCCUUCUGGCCAACUGUGACACGGCUGAGAUGACGGGUUCUUUUCUUCAUUUACACAUUGCCAUUGACUCAAAGGGGCUCAACCUGGAAGAAAUGGAAGCACACUACACUGUCAUGGAUCGAUCUCUAGCAGGAGAUGGGAGUCCUUCGGAUAGCCCCUGUGGAGAGCUAAACAUGAUUGCUGUUUCGAAUCCCUGUGUGAUUGACAAGUCAUUAGCCCCCGAAGGGUACAUGAUCAUCCAUGCAUACGGGGCAGGCAAUGAGCCGUAUGCACUUUGGGAAGGUAUGAAGCGCAAUUCAGAUGAAUACAAACAACUAAAGGAACAACGAGCAGAAGUGCUGUGGCGAGCCAUUGAAAGUGUAAUCCCAGAUGUUCGCAAAAGAACGGUCGAGCAAUUGAUUGGUUCGCCCAUUACACAUGAACGGUUCCUCAGGAGGCCACGGGGCACGUAUGGGGCGGCCACAGAAGAUUACUUGAAGGAUGGCAGCACGCCCUUUCCCAAUCUUGUCCUUGCUGGAGACUCGAUCUUCCCCGGAAUUGGGAUGCCAGCGUAA